Brassicogethes aeneus is the source of this 3992-nucleotide messenger RNA. NCBI's taxonomy places the organism in Eukaryota, Metazoa, Arthropoda, Insecta, Coleoptera, Nitidulidae. The record is from the annotation of a GenBank genome assembly.
UUCCUUCGUAGCGCAUGCCCGAAAAUUUCUCUAAAAAUACACACAGAAUUUUCGUGUCAGUCUGCAUGUGCAACGGAGAUCCGAAGGUGGUGCAUAAUUUUUAAAACAGGCCCGGACUCAUUCAGUGAAAUAGUCGACGACCACCUAACAUCAAGCAACCAAGGCAAAAAACAAGAGGGCCGCAAGAGAAAAAAAUAAACAAAUAAACAAAAAUGUUGGUGCGGCUGGUGAGAACGAAAAACCUACUGCGAUCGUCCACGGUAAAAUGGACGGCGCAAAACAAAUAUUCCACCAAAGUGGAAUACAAACCGAUCAGAAGCGUUUUAGUGGCGAACAGAGGAGAAAUAGCAGUCAGAGUUUUCAGGGCCUGUAACGAACUGGGGAUCAAAUCCGUCGCUAUUUACUCCAAAGAAGAUAGGGCGCACAUUCACAGACUUAAAGCCGACGAAUCCUACUUGGUGGGCGAAGGCAAACCGCCGGUGGCCGCUUAUUUGGACAUCCCAGAGAUCAUUAGCAUUUGCAAGAACAAUGGCAUCGACGCCGUCCAUCCCGGUUACGGUUUUCUGUCGGAACGUGCGGAUUUCGCGCAGGCAGUCAUCGAUGCCGGCAUCAGGUUCAUCGGCCCCAGUCCCAAGGUGGUGCACCAGAUGGGAGACAAGGUGGCCGCCAGGGAGGCGGCCAUCGCUGCAGGAGUGCCAAUCGUACCCGGUACAGACGGCCCAAUCACGACAAAAGAAGAAGCUAAGGAAUUCUGCGCGAAGCACGGUCUUCCAGUCAUAUUCAAAGCAGCCUACGGAGGUGGUGGCAGGGGAAUGAGAGUCGUCCGCGAGAUGUCCGAAGUGGAGGAAAACUUCCAAAGAGCCUCAUCGGAAGCUUUAAGUGCGUUCGGAAAUGGCGCCAUGUUCAUCGAGAAGUUCAUCGAAAGACCACGCCACAUCGAAGUGCAACUCCUAGGAGACAAAGCUGGAAACGUCGUGCAUCUCUACGAACGUGACUGUUCGGUACAACGUCGUCACCAAAAGGUCGUGGAAAUGGCCCCUGCGCCACACCUCGACCCCAAAGUAAGAAACCAAAUGACAGAUUUAGCCGUUAAAUUGGCUAAACACGUGGGAUACGAAAACGCUGGUACCGUAGAGUUUUUGUGCGACUCAAAAGGCAACUUCUACUUCAUCGAAGUAAAUGCUAGAUUGCAAGUGGAACACACUGUCACGGAAGAAAUUACAGGCAUCGAUCUGGUGCAAUCUCAAAUCCGCAUCGCUGAAGGUAUGACUUUGCCUGAGUUGGGUAUCAGUCAGGAUAAAAUAACACCACAAGGUUUCGCCAUCCAAUGUCGUGUCACCACCGAAGAUCCAGCCAAAAACUUCCAACCUGACACUGGAAGAAUCGAAGUGUUCAGAUCCGGUGAAGGUAUGGGUAUCCGUCUGGAUGGCGCUUCGGCAUUUGCUGGCGCCAUAAUCUCGCCAUAUUACGACUCACUUCUCGUCAAGGUCAUCGCUCAUUCCAAAGAUCUCCAAUCAGCUUGCGCCAAAAUGAACAGAGCCCUCCGCGAGUUCAGAGUGCGUGGCGUCAAAACCAAUGUACCUUUCCUACUCAACGUCUUGGAGAACCAAAAAUUCAUCAACGGUGCCGUAGAUACCUACUUCAUCGAAGAAAACCCGCAACUGUUCAACUUCCAACCCACCAAGAACAGAGCUCAAAAGCUUCUCAACUACCUCGCGCAAGUCCUGGUUAACGGACCACAAACUCCUUUGGCCACGAAAUUGAAGCCCGCCGAAAUCAAACCUCAUGUACCCAUUGCUUCAACAGAGUAUUUGGCCUACACUCCCGAACAAAACCCAUCUGCUCAACCUCCAAGGGGUCUCCGCCAAGUCUACAAGGAACAAGGACCCGAAGCCUUCGCAAAGGCAGUACGAAACAACAAAGGACUCCUCCUCAUGGACACCACGUACAGAGACGCCCAUCAGUCCCUGUUAGCCACCAGAGUCAGAUCUCACGAUCUCCUCAAAAUCUCACCGUUUGUAACCCACAAUUUCAGCAACUUGUACUCUCUGGAGAACUGGGGAGGCGCUACCUUCGACGUAGCCUUGAGAUUCUUACACGAAUGUCCGUGGGAAAGGUUGGAAGAAAUGAGGAAGAUGAUUCCAAACAUUCCCUUCCAAAUGUUGUUGAGAGGAGCUAACGCUGUCGGUUAUACCAACUAUCCCGACAAUGUUGUCUAUGAAUUCUGCGACCUAGCUGUUAAAACAGGUAUGGACGUCUUCAGAGUGUUCGACUCCUUGAACUACCUUCCAAACUUGAUCCUUGGUAUGGAUGCUGCCGGUAAAGCCGGUGGUAUCGUUGAAGCUGCCAUUUCUUACUCUGGCGAUGUAAGCGACCCCACCAAAAAGAAGUACGACCUCAAAUACUACGUCAACCUUGCCGACGAGUUGGUUAAAGCUGGAACUCACGUGUUGGCCAUCAAAGAUAUGGCUGGUCUUCUCAAACCAAAAGCGGCAAAGAUGCUUGUAGGUGCUAUUAGAGACAAGCACCCCGACGUGCCAAUCCACAUCCAUACCCAUGACACCAGUGGAGCCGGUGUAGCUUCCAUGUUGGCUUGCGCUGAAGCAGGUGCUGAUGUUGUUGAUGUAGCUGUUGAUUCUAUGUCUGGGUUGACCAGUCAACCCAGUAUGGGAGCUGUCGUAGCCUCUCUACAAGGCACCGAUUUGGACACGAACUUCGACUUAUCAAAGAUCUCCGAAUAUUCCGCUUACUGGGAACAAACUAGGACUCUAUACGCGCCAUUCGAAUGUACUACUACCAUGAAGAGCGGUAAUGCUGAUGUGUACAAUAACGAAAUCCCCGGUGGUCAAUACACCAACUUGCAAUUCCAAGCCUACUCUUUGGGUCUUGGUGAUUUCUUCGAGGACGUCAAGAAGGCUUACGCUGAAGCUAACAUUUUGUUGGGCGACAUUAUCAAGGUCACGCCGUCAUCCAAAGUCGUCGGUGAUUUGGCUCAGUUCAUGGUGCAAAACAAGCUCAAAACUCAAGAUGUCUUGGACAAAUGCGAAGAGUUAUCUUUCCCCAAAUCCGUCAUCGAAUACCUUCAAGGUUACAUUGGACAGCCCUACGGAGGAUUCCCUGAACCACUUCGCUCCAAGAUCCUCAGGGAUAUGCCGCGCGUUGAGGGCAGACCGGGCGCCACUAUGGCGCCGUUCGACUUCUCGGGAUUGAAGAAGGAAAUAAUAGAAACGUUCCCGCACGCCACCGACAGAGACAUUAUGUCCGCCGCGCUGUACCCACAAGUGACCAAGGAGUUCCUGGACUUCCGCGAGCAAUACGGACCUGUGGACAAGUUGGACACCAGGAUCUUCCUGACCGGACCCAAAGUGGGCGAGGAGUUCGAGGUCACGAUCGAGAAGGGCAAAAACCUGGGCAUAAAAACUCUGGCGAUGGCCGAGGACUUGACCGAGAACGGCGAACGCGAGGUGUUCUUCGAGCUCAACGGCACGCUGCGCUCCGUGAUGAUCAGAGACAAGGACGCCGGCAAGGAGAUGCACUUCCAUCCCAAGGCCGACAAGACCAACAAGAGUCAAGUCGGCGCGCCCAUGCCCGGCACGGUGAUCGACAUCCGCAUCAAGGUGGGCGACAAAGUCGAGAAAGGAGCCGCCCUAGUCGUCUUGUCCGCCAUGAAGAUGGAGACCAUCGUUCAAAGCCCGGUCGCCGGUAUCGUCAAGUCGAUCGAAGUAAACAUGGGCAUGAAGUUAGAGGCUGAAGAUUUGCUUAUCACCGUAGAAUAAGUUUUUUUAAUACUUCCAUUUAGGCUGUGUUAGAUCAUGACCGAAAUUUAUUAUUGUUAGUUGAAUAACAAAUUAAACAGUUUGUAAAUACUAUUUGUAUAUAUAAUGUCAUGUUUGAUAUUUUUAUUAUUACGUUUUAUAUUGAAUUUCAAUUGUUGAUUGGUUACAUUUCCAUUUUACAUUAAAAUAUUUUUAUAAAUAAAGUCUUUUAAUUAA